AUGGAACUUAAUGAAGAAAUUGAGCCAAACUAUGAGCAAGACUCGUCUUCUACCAUUCUAAAUGAUGAAGAAGAGGAAGCAGAGGACUACAGACCAGGUGGCUACCAUCCAGUAUCAAUUGGCGAUCUCUUCUUAAACAGAUAUAUUAUAAUUCAAAAAUUAGGUUGGGGUCAUUUUUCUACUGUUUGGCUCUGCAAGGAUACCAAAUUCAAUACUUUUGUUGCAAUGAAAAUUCAAAAAAGUGCCCAGAACUACACUGAAGCAGCUUAUGAUGAAAUUGAUAUCCUUAUGAAAGUUUCAGGAAGCUACAAAGAUCCUAUUAUUUUUGAAUAAAAAUAGAUAUUUUUACAUAUAUAAUGAAUUUAUAAUUAUUGAAUCCUGCGAGGAUAUAUGAAUAGAAUCUAUGGCAAAAUACGAACCAAACUCUCAAGAACCAUGCUAUGUUGUUCAAUUAUUGAAUUCAUUUACUCACAAAGGCCCACAUGGAAAACAUGUCUGUAUGGUUUUUGAAAUUUUGGGAGUAAACCUUCUGGAAAUCAUCAAGGUUUAUAAGUACAAAGGAGUCCCUAUGCAUAUAUGCAGAAGAAUUUCUAGACAAGUUUUGAUAGGCCUUGACUAUUUGCAUAGAAUCUGUGGAUUAAUUCAUACAGAUUUAAAGCCUGAAAACGUUUUAGUACAGUUAACUCAAGCUCAGAUCAAUGAAAUUUUAGUCAAAGGGCAGCUUUUCAAUAAAAUCUCCUAUUCAAAAGCUUUAGAAACUCCAGAAUCUGAGAUAACACCUCAAAUAUUUUUCAGCCUUGAAGAACAGCAAGAAAUUGAAAAACGAAAUAAAUUGAAAGAAAAAAGAAAAAAAUACAGACAAAGAAAAAAAGAAAAAGCAAAAUUAAUGAAAACUCAGGGAAAUACAGAUGAGAGUAAUGUGGUAGAGCCUAAGAAAAAAAGGAAAAGAAAUAGAAAGAAAGAUUAGGAUAGGGAUUAUUAAAGACAGGCGCUAGCCAUAUUGGUGACUCAGCUACCAAAGACUUCCCAUAUGGGUGGCUCAUCCGCUUUUAGACAAAUUGCACAGUAGAUCUAGCCAUAACCGGUACAGUUGUCUCCUCCUUGCCUUGCGGCUUCAGUCUUGAGUGGGCAGCUUAUGGAUUUCUGCGUCCUAUGACAGGUGAUUGUGAGAAGUAUUAUUCCAGGGAUUAACUCCUUGGAGUAUAUCGGAUGCCAGAGUGCCUUUCUUUGGCAGAUACAGGAAAAAGACUGCUCCUCCUUGAUGCCCGGACCGAAACUCCGGCUUUCCGGUAGAGGAUGCCCAAGUGUACAAAUUACAUUGCUGAGCACCUCCAUUUUCCAAUGACAAGAAAGCAGCUAAAACCUAACCGGAAGCCAUCUGCUGAGACUGCACUUGUUUCUCGGCUUGAAGUCCAUUCAGUUCUCCAUCUCUUUAAGAUCGACCGAAGGCAGAUUUACACAUAUCGCCAUUUUAAUGUAUAUAAAUAAAUAGAAAGAAAAAGAACUUAGAAAGCGAAAUUGAGAUUAAUAUGGAAAGUAAAAAUGAGUCCACUAAAUCCAGUAUUAAUGAAGAUAAAAAUGAAAUUGAAGAAGGAGUAUGCGAAGAUAUUAAUAUAAAAAUCGCAGAUUUAGGAAAUGCAUGCUGGGUGCAUAAACAUUAUUCGACAGAAAUUCAAACCCGCCAGUAUAGGUCGCCUGAGGUAAUUCUAGGUAUUAAUUAUAAUACUACAGCAGAUUUAUGGAGUUUUGCUUGCAUGUUAUUUGAGCUGCUCACAGGUGACUUCCUGUUUGAUCCAAGAUCAGGCAGUGAUUUUGAAAAAGACGAUGACCAUUUAGCUCAAAUGAUAGAGACUCUAGGCCUCAUCCCUAAAGACUGGGCACUAUCAGGAUCAGAAGGGAAAAAAUUCUUUGAUAAAUCUGGCAGACUUAAAGGCAUAUACUCUUUAAAAAUCUGGUUACUAAAAGAUGUGCUUAUCCAAAAAUACAGAUUUAUUCCAGAAGAAGCUGAAGAUUUAGCCAGCUUUUUGCUUCCUAUGCUGAGAUUUAGGCCAGAAGAGCGUGCUUCUGCCCAAGAAUGUUUAGCCCAUCCUUGGCUAAAUAAAGAAAAAAGAGACGAGAUCCAUUUAUCUGAUGAGGAAUAUGAUAAAUUGAUGAAUGAGUUAGAAGAAAAAAGAUUAGCUGUCAUAGAGAGAAUAGAAGCAGGAGAAUAUGUAAGCAGUCCUGAUGUGCCUAGAGAGUUAAGUGCAAUUGAUGCUGACUCAGAAGAUAACGACAGCGAAAUUGACUCAUGGAGCGAAGAAGAGCCUGAGAAUGAAAUUUUCAAAGAAAAUGAAGAGUACCACAAUAGGAUGAUCAUGAUGAAAAGAGAAGCUUUGGGGAUUAGAUGUAAAGAUUAA
This is a messenger RNA of Blepharisma stoltei, 2396 nucleotides long. NCBI's taxonomy places the organism in Eukaryota, Ciliophora, Heterotrichea, Heterotrichida, Blepharismidae. The record is from the annotation of a GenBank genome assembly.